Astrephomene gubernaculifera is the source of this 2712-nucleotide messenger RNA. The record is from the annotation of a GenBank genome assembly. Lineage: Eukaryota; Viridiplantae; Chlorophyta; Chlorophyceae; Chlamydomonadales; Astrephomenaceae.
AUCGAGCCAACACAGCAGGAGGUAUUACAGCUCAAGUAACCUUAGAACCUUAAACGCUCAAACCGAGUGUUGCAAACCCUUUCAAUCCAGACUUGCGCAUUUUGUUAGGGCUCUGCCGUUUGGCCCCAUUUUGGAAGGCCAAUUUGUUCGAUGGAGUCAAUAGGCUUGGCACGCGGCUCGCCGGGCAGUGAGGGCGAGAACCGAAGGAAGCCACAAUCGGCCCAAAAAGAGGAACAAGAAAUUGUAACUUUAUCUGAUGGCAAAGGCAAGUCCACUCUUGGUAGCAGCACUGGCAGCGACAACAGCAUCAAGGCCUACAUUCCGCCUCACAAGCGUGCCGCCGGUUCACCGCUGCAGCCAAGUAUGGUGCUUGUAGACACUCCUCACCCCGCCGCAGCUACGGUUGGACCGUCCACCUCUCCCGCCAUCAAGCCGGACUACUCCGCCAGGAUACCCCUAGGAUCCUCGCCGCCACCCUCCCACUUCUCCGCCGCCCAAUGGGUCGGCAUCGGCGGCAGCCGCCCCAUGGGUCUGCACCGCCGCGCCCCGACCGCGGUCUUCUUCCGCCAGUCUGACAUCGCGCGCACCGCCGCCCCCAACAUCAUCAGCUCCAAGAAAGCAACAGUCGUACAGCCCAAGAGCACCUCUAAAAAUGGGUCGUACGGCAUUGCCGUACACAACGCUUUUGCUGCCCUCGAGGACGAGGUUGACAACGAUGAUGCCUUCGAGGGCGCCGAUGCUGGCUCCGACUGCUCGGCUGAGGAGCCGCGGUGGGGAGAGAAGGAGAAGGAGAAGGAGAAGGAGGAGGAGCUGGAAGCGCCUGCCGGACCAGGCCUGAGCCCCGCUGACGCUGCUGCGGUUGCUGCUGCCACCACCGCCGGUGGCAGCAACACUGCUGGAGACGCAGAGGAGGAGGAGGAGGAGGGAGACGGCAGGUCCGUUGGCGUCACCAGCUGCUGCUGCGGGAGCGUCAGCAGCGGAGGCGGACUGGAGUCUGAGGAGGAAGAGGAGUCUGAGGAGGAGGAGGAAGGGGAUGUCAGCGGCGAGCACAAGCCUGACCUGCACUUCAAAGAGGUUCUGGCUGGGGCUGAUACGAAGGAUGUGGAUGAGGAGGAGGAGGAGGAGCCCGACGUGGGCCUCGUGAAGGAAAGCCACACCGCCCCCGGCCCCUCCGUCUUCAACAGCGCCCGCAGCAAGUGGGAGCAACGUGGGCCCAGCAGCAGCAGCUGUGGUGGAUGCGGCGCGCCCGACACGUACUUCCCCACUGCCACUCCUACAACUGCUACCACCACCUCCAAAACUGCUCGCGUCAUGCCAGUCCCCAUCCCUUGUAAACCCCUCCACCCACUCAACAUGUUCGGCGCUCCGGACCCCCUGGGCAGCGGCAUCGGGGGCAGCCUGCAAGCAGCCGACCACCCAGGCAGCGCGGCAGCAUUAAAAUUCAACGGUGACAUUAACAGCAACAACAACAUCUACAACAGUAACUGCAUCCGCAACUGCAACUACACCUAUAACAUCCACUACACCUAUAACAGCAACUACAUCGGCAACAGCAACUACAUCGGCAACAGCAACUACACCUGCAACAGCAACUACAUCUGCAAUAGCACCUGCAACAGCAACUACAUCGGCAACAGCAACUACAUCUGCAACAGCAACUACAUCUGCAACAGCAACUACACCUGCAACAGCAACUACACCUGCAACAGCGGCUACACCUGCAACAGCAACUACAUCAGCAACAGCAACUACAUCGGCAACAGCAACUACAUCAGCAACAGCAACUACACCGGCAACAGCAACUACAUCUGCAACAGCAACUACAUCUGCAACAGCAACUACACCUACAACAGCAACUACACCUACAACAGCAACUACAUCUGCAACAACAACUACAUCCGCAACAGCAACUCCAUCUGCAAUAGCACCUGCAACAGCAACUACAUCGGCAACAGCAACUACAUCUGCAACAGCAACCACACCUACAACAGCAAUAACACCUGCAACAGCAACUACACCUGCAACAGCAACUACACCUGCAACAGCAACUACACCUGCAACAGCAACUACACCUGCAACAGCAACUACACCUGCAACAGCAACUACAUCUGCAACAGCAACUACAUCGGCAACAGCAACUACACCUACAACAGCAAUAACAACAACAAUAACAACAACAGCAACAGCAGCAACCACUAACAACACGAAAAACGAGCACCGCCCAGCAGCCCACACCUAUGACGACCCCGUUGGGCUGCAGCCCUUGCCAUCCCGCCUGCUGCUGGCCCUAGCAGCAAGGGCCAGAAGGACGAGGAUGAUGGUGAUGAGGCGCUGCUAGGCAGCCUGGUGGCGCUGUGUCUGCGGGGGAGCAGUGCGGCGUGAAGCGACGUAAGGCAUAUAAGGGCAUGUAGAGUGGUGGCGUUUGGUGUGGGUGAUACGGUGUUCAGUGGCGGUUAGAUGGCUAGGCUCAGUUACACCUGUUCAACACGCGUGGUGAUGUUUGUGCUCCUUUGCAGACCAAAAAGACAUACAAGACAACGUCUGUAGCUGUGAAGCAUGUCAGACUGCCAGCGAUGCAUGUGCAGUGGUUGACCGCCUGCCGGGUGGCUUACCACCACUGGUAUCCGUGUGCCUUACCGCCAAAUGGUUGCUAUGAAAUAUACAUUAAGAUAUAUAAGAUAAAAAUAGAACAAAGUUGUAAAAUUCGGUCCG